CUUCGUAUUUCAUUUUUCUCUUUUAGGUUUUUUUUUUUUAAGAUUUGCCUUGCCAUAUAAGCAAUACAACCAUGGCAAGGAUCUCUCUGUUGUUCUCUUUAGCCUUCUCUCUCGCCCUUGGCUCAUUGUUCCUUUCCGUUUCCGGUCAUGCACCACCCGCGCCGAUUAGAAAACAGUUAUGUCCAAAAACCGUAUCCGAGCUCCAGACCUUACCCUUUACCCAAAUCAUUGACAUGCUCUCCAGGAAAGAAAGGUUGGCCCCGAAAACCCCUGAGUUCAAGGCAAUGUUCACAAUGUGCAAAGGCUAUGUUACGUACCUCGAGAGCCUCUACAAGUUUGAGAAUCCCAUCGUAGAUGUUUUGGGAAUCGCCAAGGCCAAAUACGCCCUAAUGACCAAAGCGAUUCUUGCGGCGCGAGCAAGUGUUAGCGGUAAAGUAGACAAGAAAACAUCCGUGAAGCUAAGGAAAAGCUGUGCUGCUUUGACAAAAGGGUUUCUUAAGAUUCAAGAAACGAUCGUAACGAUCUCAGCCAAGCAUGAUUUCAAGGCUGAUGCUAAGAUUAAUGUCCAAGAAUCGAAAAACAUCGGUGACGCUAUGAAAUACUUCAAGAAGUCGAUCAAUGCUUUCAUGGAUGUAGUUAAAGAACUUGAGAAGAAGAAGAUGAAGAAAGUUGGUCUUCAUGCAAGAACACUUGAAGAAGAUAGAGAUGGUGAACGACGACAAGUGAAAAAUGCUUUCGAGAGAUGGAUGAGGGAGUUUGCGGACAAAUACGGUGGUUAUCUAGGAGGAAGAAGAGAACUAAGUGAAGCUGAUUUCAAUGCCAACUCUCAUGCUGGUGCUGAUGCCAAAACCAUUUACGAGAAAUUUUCUCACUACUUUGGUGGUUAUCUCGAAGGUGACCAUUCUCACGGAAGACAAUUAACCGAAGCUAAAACCGCCGGUGGAAAGGUCAACGGUACUGACCAAAGCACGUUGGACAAAUUCUCUAGGUUCUUUGGUUCUUUUCUCAGUGGAAAAGCACACGGAAGAGAAUUAGCCGAAGCUCCAACCGCCAGUGGAAAGGUCAACGGUACUGACCAAAGCACAUUGGACAAAUUCUCUAGGUUCUUUGGUCCUUUUCUCAGUGGAAAACCACACGGAAGAGAAUUAGCCGAAGCUCAAACCGGAGUCAACGCCGGAGCUCAGGCUGACGGAAAAGUCAGCGGAAGGUUUGAGGAAAUUACCAAGUACUUCGGUCCUUGGUUCGGAGGUAAGUCUCACGGCAGGGAAUUAACCGAAGCCGGAGUCAACGCCGAAGCUCAGGCCGACGGAAAAGUCAACGGAAGGUUUGAGGAAAUUACCAAGUACUUAGGUCCUUGGUUCGGAGGUAAGUCUCAUGGCAGGGAAUUAACCGAAGCCGGAGUCAACGCCGGAGCUCAGGCCGACGGCAAAGUCAGCGGAAGGUUUGAGGAAAUUACCAAGUACUUUGGUCCUUGGUUCGGAGGUAAAUCUCACGGUAGGGAAUUAACCGAAGCCGGAGUCAACGCCGGUGGUAAAGUCAAAGGUUCAUAUGAAGAGUUCUUGAAAUAUAUUGGUGUUGGAGUUGGAGGUAAAUUUCAAAUCGAUGGCGCCGGAAAGAUGAAAGUCGCCGGAGGAGAUGGAUUCAGGUCAUUGAACCGGGCACAUAAAAAACAUCUUGUUUCCAUGGAGGCAUAAUAUUUCUUUACAACAGACGAAGGAAAGCCAUGAGUUCAUCUAUAACUAGUUUGUUUUAAUUACUUUUAUUUGAUGAUGAUGAUUUUAAAAAUACCAAGGAAGGGAACAUGCACUGCGAUAUGUAUCUUUAUGUAACUAAACUAAAGUUGCAACAUAUCUAAUAAAAAAAAAUUCU
Molecule: messenger RNA, 1869 nt
Organism: Eutrema salsugineum
Lineage: Eukaryota; Viridiplantae; Streptophyta; Magnoliopsida; Brassicales; Brassicaceae
Exons: 1
Coding region: 72-1694 (540 amino acids)
Source: RefSeq, a predicted model, not a curated record